GUCUCUUUCAUUUACCGUGACGUUUCCUGCUUUCCUCCCUUCGCUGCACACCUGGCUAGCCAAGACGCGCCACACCGACUAGCUAACCGAAUAAACCUUUCCUGGUUCCGAAUUGUUUUGAGUUCCACACGCCUAGACUGGCUCGGUUCACGUGGCGAAGUUCCAACCAACAAACAGCCCAACUUUGUUUUGUUUUUUAACUUCAACACCUCCCCUAAAAAAUGUCCCCCGGCAGAGGCUCCGGGAGCAGCUCGCGGGGCGCGGGCUCCUUUGUACUGGUGCUUCUGGUCCUCCUGGAGUUCUCCGUGCUGCCCCUCGGAGCCGCAGCUCCCACCGAGACGAACUGUGUGUUCAGGCAGUGGCGGAGGGAAGCACAAUUUCACCAAAAAAGGCUUUUCCCGGUGCUCAGCUUUGAGUACAAGCAUAUCCAGAUCCCCUUCGAGAUCUCAAUUAUGGGUCCCUGCUGGCUUCACUGAUGAAUUAGGUUUCCACCUCGUCCCUCGUCUGCCCGGGAUUGUCCCCGAAAGCUGCCUCCUGAUCCUGGUGGGCCUUUUGGUGGGUGGGCUCAUCAAACUGGCGGGGCAGAAGGUGCCGCCAGUGCUGGACACCAACUUGUUCUUCUUCUGCCUGCUGCCGCCCAUCAUCCUGGACGCCGGCUACUUUUUGCCCAUCCGCCCCUUCAUGGAGAACCUGGGCACCAUCCUGAUGUUCGCCGUGGUGGGCACGCUGUGGAACGCUUUCUUCAUCGGCGGGCUGCUGUACGCCGUGUGCCAGAUCCAGCCCAACAACCCGUCUGACCUGCACUCGCUGGAGCUGCUGCCCUGCCUGCUCUUCGGGUCCAUCAUUUCCGCCGUGGACCCGGUGGCCGUGCUAGCCGUCUUUGAGGAGAUUCACAUCAACGAGCUGUUGCACAUCCUGGUCUUUGGCGAGUCGCUGCUCAACGACGCCGUCACUGUAGUGCUGUACCAUCUUUUCGAGGAGUACUCUGACGCGGGCACGGUGACGGUGCUGGACGGCGUGCUGGGCGUUAUCUCCUUCUUCGUGGUUGCGCUGGGUGGCAUCCUGGUGGGAGCCAUUUACGGCAUCCUGGCGGCGUUCACCUCGCGCUUCACCUCGCACACGCGCGUCAUCGAGCCACUCUUUGUCUUCGUCUACAGCUACAUGGCCUACCUGUCGGCAGAGAUGUUCCACCUGUCCGGGAUCAUGGCGUUGAUAGCAUGCGGGGCAGUGAUGCGGCCGUACGUGGAGGCUAACAUCUCCCACAAGUCGCACACCACCAUCAAGUACUUCCUGAAGAUGUGGAGCAGCGUGAGCGAGACGCUGAUAUUUAUCUUCCUCGGCGUGGCCACUGUGGACGGCCAGCACAACUGGAACUGGACCUUUGUCACUGUCACCGUCGUCCUGUGCCUGGUGGCGCGGGUCAUAGGUGUGGUAGGACUGACGUACAUCAUCAACAAGUUCCGCAUUGUCAAACUGACCACCAAGGACCAGUUCAUCGUGGCCUACGGCGGCUUGCGCGGUGCCAUCGCCUUCUCCCUGGGUUUCCUGCUGAAGGAGGAAAAGUUCCCUCUGAGGAACAUGUUCCUCACCGCCAUCAUCAUCGUCAUCUUCUUCACCGUCUUUGUGCAGGGCAUGACGAUCAAGCCUCUGGUGGACCUGCUGGCGGUGAAGAAGAAACAAGAGGCUAAGCGUUCCAUCAAUGAGGAGAUCCACACUCAGUUCCUUGACCACCUCCUGACUGGCAUUGAAGAUAUCUGUGGACAUUAUGGACAUCAUCACUGGAAGGACAAAUUGAACCGCUUUAACAAAAAGUACGUGAAGAAGUGCCUCAUUGCCGGCGAGCGCUCCAAAGAGCCACAGCUCAUCGCCUUCUACCACAAAUUGGAGAUGAAGCACGCCAUCCAGCUAGUGGAGAGCGGCGUCGCCGUCAAUCUGCCCUCUGCCAUGCCCUCCAGUGUCUCCAUGCAAAACAUCCAGCCCAAGAAGCCGCCGCCGCCUGCCAAGCUCGAGGAGCGAGCUCUGCCUCAGCUAUCUAAAAGCCGGGAGGAGGAGAUCCGCAAGAUCCUCCGCAGUAACCUUCAGAAAACGCGGCAGAGGCUGCGCUCCUACAACCGCCACACCCUGUUGGUUGACCCCGAUGACGACCACAUAGGUGAAUUCCUCCUCAAGAAGCAGAAGAUGAUGGUCCUGGAUAAGAAGAUCCAAAACAUAAAUAACUACCUGACGGUGCCCGCCGCUCCCCCCGACUCGCCGACCAUGUGCAGAGCCAGACUGGGGUCAGGCAGAGAAAAUGAUUUCAAACCCACUCAGCAGCCCAAAGGGGACACUGUCGGUCCAGACCCUCAAGCCUACAGCACAAAGGCAGCGGGCGACAGUGUUCCCACCAUCCAUGUGGACCUGGCCUCCCCUCAGUCGCCCGACUCGAUCAACCUCUUGGAUGAGUUUCAGCGGUCUGGCCAGGCGGCGGAGGAGGACGACGACGACGGCGGCCUGAUGAUGAAAGCGCCCGCCAAGCCCUACGACCAGCACAGCGAGGGCGAAAUGGACACCACCACCAGAGAGAAGCUGUUGAGGUGUCUGAGUGACCCGGGGCCCCACGCCGAGGACGAAGACGAGGACGAAUCCUUCCUGCCUUAAAAAGUUGGAGGAAGGUGCGUGCUUCAGUGCUCAAGACGAUUAGCCAAAAACUGCGAGCAGGGAGGAAAAAAAAAGAGCCAUUAGUCGUUUUGUCGUCAUCGCUCUUUACUUUUAAAAGACGCAGUCACGGUUACGCGACCUUCAGGAAUGAACUAUGCAUUACCAAAGGGACUGUUUGUAGUUCUUUGAGGUUCUAUUUCCAUUUUUUGUGUAAUAUAUCGGAGAUGGGCGGGGUUCUCCGGCACGACAACGAAUCAGCUUCUCCCAAAACGAAGCCAAUCGCAUUCAUUCUGUCACUUGAAAUCACACCGCGUGGAUGAGGUCUCACCGCAUAUUUUUGCCUUAUUUGAUGUCACUCGGUGCAAUUAUUAUUUUUUUUUCAUCAGCAUUGCCUUUUAUUUUCAGGGAUUGCCAACAUUGGUAUAAAGGAGUAUUACGGGCGCACUCAAAACAAAAACAAACAUAUGUACAAUGACAAUAGGAAAAAGUAACUAAGAAAAAAAUCCUUCCUAAGUUUUACCAGUCUUGGUGGCUUAUACGCUUUUGGUUUCCCCUCCCGACCACCAUUUUUAGUGCGUUGAUAAACUCGUUUUCUUAAUUAAGGGAGGGGCAAGACAGCGAAUGUUCUGAUGUCAUGCACAGUGUUUAUUUUUGCUGAUGUUAAAUGUCUGUCAUGUUAAAAGUAGCUCCCUUUAACAAUCACUCCAGCAAACAAACAAUCAACGCUCGCUGUCUUCAAGAUGUACACGCACAUUUCUUUUGCUUGUCCUUUAUCACUGUGCGACAGUAGUCUGUGCUUCCGAGACUGGUCUUUGCAUGACAUGGCUAAAUAAGUAAUUAAUACAGUUCUAUGCAGCAUAAAGGGGUAGACAAAUGAUGUAAAACAAAAAAAAAGUAAAUUAAUUCUAUUUAGUUAUGUUGAGGUGGAUUAAUAUCGGACUGCGGCUUUAAUGAUUGCACGUUUCCUCAAUGUAAAAAGAUGCACUGCUGCACGAGGUCGUUACGCAAAUGAAAAGUAUGAAAAUUUAGAGCUACACUGCUAUGACAAAAUAUUGGCAAAAGAUUAUAAAAGCAGUGAUAUUUGUAUCAGUAAAUGUUAUUUUCUAAGAAUGCUUAUAACAUUACAAGAGCGGUUUUUAUUUUCACCAUUAGGAACUUGUAAGAUUUUUCUUGUAACAUUGGGAAUUUUUGGGGCAUUAUAAGAACUCUAAACAUGACUAUUAUGAAUGUGUCUUUAUAUUAAGGUUUUGUUAACAAAAAAGGCUUAAUUUCAAGUAAUGGUGCAAUUGAUCAAAGUAAUACAUUUGAAUAAUUUCAUAAUCUGGUAAAAAAAAAAUUCCUUCUGUCUUGAAAUCUUCAGACUAUUCUUGCAUUGUUCCAACUUUUGUCUUGUGCUUUCAGUAUAAUUUCAGUGUGGCCCUAAAUUUUCAUUUACAUUGUGAAAAAACAUUUUCACAUCGCAUCGGCGAUCGCUUAACGGAAUUUCGCCGUAAAUAUGUGUAAGCGCAGUCCUUGUAUGUUAUAUUCACUUGAUAUUUUUCCAAAGAUUCUUUAUUUUAUGAUGACAAAAUGGAUGUUUCCAGGCCAACAUUGCUGGUUUCGAAAGCCGUAGAGAGCAGAAAGAUAAUUGUUCAUCCUUUCUUUAUGGCUUUCUCAUGGCCUUUUUUUAUGGAAUGUGUACUUCAUUCAGGACCUCACCAGCAUUUCACCACAGCUUUCGCUCCGUGUCUUUGAGAACACUGUGCUUUUCUAUUAUUUGCCUUUUAAAUCAUUGAGUGGCUUUCAUGGCUUUACAUGGACGUAUCAGUCGCUAAAGUACCGUUCACUUUAAAUAUGUACACGUGUGCCGUAAUAAUGCAUAAAAUGUGCUUUGCGUCUCAUGUUUACAUUGCUGCAGAGGCUUCAUUUCUUUUGAAGAAAUGCUCUCGGAUCUUUUCAGAAUACAAUACUUCGCUAGUUUGUGCUGAGAAUUUCCUUGAAGAUCUUAAAAGAGUCUUUAGUGGACGGUGGAGUUCCAACUGGAUCGUGUAGUUUCAAUCAUGAGGUUAUGUAAUCAAAUUGCUUUGACGCUAACUUAAAAUGCGUUUUAAUGCAAAUCUAGUUUGAUUAGCCCCUCGGUUUGGUUUCUUAUGUUGAGUGUGAAAACAAAAACCAAAGCUCCUCCCCAAAAAUAUCUGACCUAAUUUCUUAUAUUACAACAUCAAUGUACAUGUAUAGUUCACCGAAUUCAAAGAAACCAAAGCCGAGGGGACGCAUGCUAAUUUUACAAGACCAUUUGGACCAGACAAUGUCAAAUAAUAUUUGAGUAGAUGACAAUUAUACAAAUAUAUUUAUAUAAUCCUAUACAUGCAGUAUGACUUCAUCCAGCUAAAGACUUUUAAAAUCGUUAUUUUACUCACCCUCACGUUACCUCUCAGCGCUCGCGUCCUUUCUCUCUCUCUCUCUCGUACCAUUUAAAUGCCGCCACCACGAGCACUUUAACGGCGCAGAAAGAACCUUCAUCUCCAAACGACGUCAGUCGGAGCAAUAAGUAGCUUUCAUAUCGUCACGUAUGACACAGGUCUUAAAAACCGAUGCUUUUACCUGGGAACCUUUCCUCCCUCCGCUAGGACAGCGACUCUCGAGUCUCUUAUGAUAUUCUCUUCUUCAUCACUAAUCCUGGUCUGUAAAUGUUGCUUUGUCAGCAUUUCCUGUUUGAAAGUUAUUAUUUUUGAUAUACGUAAAUGGGAAAAUGUACAUAGACAAAGAUAUUGUAUGUAUUAGAAAUGUAUGAUUCUAAUGUGCAAAAAACAAAAAACUGAGAAUCAAGCGUGGACUUGCCUAAUGAAUCAUCACAAAGCUUUCAGCAUUCCAUUCCCGUUCUAACAAUCCGCAUCAAUCAAAAACUAACGACCUAACAAACUAUCUACCGAAAUAAAGGUUUACUUUCUAA
Syngnathus acus (greater pipefish) is the source of this 5569-nucleotide messenger RNA. RefSeq names its product solute carrier family 9 member A1a (gene slc9a1a). The record is from RefSeq and is a predicted model, not a curated record. Lineage: Eukaryota; Metazoa; Chordata; Actinopteri; Syngnathiformes; Syngnathidae. Gene Ontology annotation, molecular function: sodium:proton antiporter activity. Gene Ontology annotation, biological process: proton transmembrane transport; regulation of pH; sodium ion transport. Gene Ontology annotation, cellular component: membrane. The annotation marks the transcript as partial. The transcript has 13 exons.